CAUCCAUAACCAUCUUGAAGCCUCAUUAUGUGUUUGGCUUUCUCUCUAGCAAAGUAUAUAAACACGUUUCUUCAUUGACACUAAAAAAUCAAGAAAAAACACAUAUCCAUUCCCAUCUUGUAUUAGCCACAGGGAGAGAGAUGGCGAUUUCAAAGCCAUUAUUCCCUAUAAUUUCUUGUGUUACAUUUCUAGUCUUAUAUUGCGUAACACCAACUUCUUCAUCAGCCUCACUUCAAGAACAAUUCAUCAGCUGCGUCAAAAGCAACACACAUGUUUCUUUACCACUCGACAAAACUAUCUUUACUCCGACCAAAAACGUCUCUAUGUUCGACCAAGUCCUUGAAUCGACGGCUCAGAAUCUCCGGUUCUUGGCGAAAUCCAUGCCUAAACCAGGAUUCAUAUUCAGACCGGUUCAUGAGUCUCAAGUCCAAGCUUCCAUCAUCUGUUCCAAGAAACUCAAGAUUCAUUUCCGUGUUCGAAGCGGUGGUCAUGAUUUCGAAGCCAUGUCUUUUGUUUCUCGGAUUGAAAGACCGUUCAUAUUGAUAGAUUUUGCGAAACUGAGACGAGUCGAUGUUGAUAUUAAAAACAACAGUACUUGGGUUCAAGCUGGUGCUACGCUUGGUGAGCUUUACUACAGAAUUGCAGAGAAGAGCAAGGUCCAUGGAUAUCCCGCGGGUUUAUGCACGAGCGUAGGCAUAGGAGGGUAUAUGACAGGUGGUGGAUACGGUUCCUUGAUGAGGAAGUAUGGUCUUGCGGGAGACAAUGUUCUAGACGUAAAGAUGAUUGAUGCUAAUGGCAAACUACUCAACAGAGCCACGAUGGGUGAGGAUCUGUUUUGGGCACUUAGAGGAGGCGGUGGAGCGAGUUUUGGUAUAGUUCUAGCGUGGAAGAUCAAGCUUGUUCCUGUUCCUGAAACCCUAACCAUGUUCACCGUUACCAAAACGCCAAAACAAGAUCCAGGGCUGGAGAUUAUAUCAAAGUGGCAAAGAAUCGCGUCCAAGGUUAUGGAAGAGUUACAUAUCCGAGUGGAGUUCACUGCCGUUGGAAAUAAAGGAAACAGGACUGUGAUGAUGUCUUAUAAAGGUCAGUUUCUUGGAAAGAAAGUUACCUUGAUGAAGGUUAUGAAUAAGGUUUUUCCAGAAUUAGGGUUGACUCAGGAGGAUUGUACCGAAAUGAGCUGGAUCGAGGCGGCUCUUGUCAAUGGUGGAUUUAAGAAUGGUUCUACUAUUGAUGUUUUGCUUCAACUUCAGUCUCCUUUAGGGAAAACUUACUACAAAGCCAAGUCUGAUUUCGUUAAAGAACCUAUCCCUGCUUUAGGACUACAAGGACUGUUCGAAAGAUUGAUUCAAGAAGACAUACCGUUUGUGAAUUGGACUCCUUACGGUGGUAUGAUGGCGAGAAUCCCUGAAUCUGAGAUCCCAUUUCCUCAUAGAAACGGGACACUCUUCAAGAUUCUCUAUCAAAUUAACUGGCCAGCGAACGACAAGAGACCGAGCAGACACGUCAACUGGAUGAGAGAGUUGUAUAGUUACAUGGCGCCGUAUGUCUCAAGUAAUCCAAGACAAGCAUAUGUGAACUAUAGAGAUCUAGAUCUUGGACAGAACAUGAACAACAACGCAAAGGUUAACUCCAUAGAAGCUAAGAUCUGGGGAGCUAAGUACUUCAAAGGAAAUUACGACAGACUGGUGAAGAUCAAAACAAAGGUUGAUCCAGAGAACUUCUUCAGAAACGAGCAGAGCAUUCCACCUAUGAUGUAACGACAAUUUUUAUCAAUCAAAUAAGAAUAAAGUAGAAGAAAUCAUAUAAUGAUUCUUGUGUAUUUCACACAUUGUUGUAGCAAAAUAUUAAGAGAAAUAAAAUCACAAUAUACUUUGGAAAAUUUUGACAA
This is a messenger RNA of Capsella rubella, 1888 nucleotides long. RefSeq names its product berberine bridge enzyme-like 24. Gene Ontology annotation, molecular function: oxidoreductase activity; FAD binding. Lineage: Eukaryota; Viridiplantae; Streptophyta; Magnoliopsida; Brassicales; Brassicaceae. Bases 141 to 1757 code for a protein of 538 amino acids. The transcript has 2 exons. The record is from RefSeq and is a predicted model, not a curated record.